Molecule: messenger RNA, 438 nt
Organism: Heterobasidion irregulare TC 32-1
Lineage: Eukaryota; Fungi; Basidiomycota; Agaricomycetes; Russulales; Bondarzewiaceae
Exons: 6
Coding region: 1-438 (145 amino acids)
Source: RefSeq, a predicted model, not a curated record
AUGCAUCAUUCACCUUUCAUUGAGUUGCAUCGUCCGUCAGGCUGCGGGAGUGGCUUCGGGUGUCUGGGUCCAGACAAUGAUUUGGGUGCUCGUGACGAAGAAAGGAUACGUUUCGGCGAGACCCUUCACAAGGCGGGUGGCGGUAACGACAGCCGGGGUGCCAGUAGGGCUUGCGGCGUCGUCCUGUAUGAUGCUAAGUGUAUAGGACUGGAGUGGACAAUGUAUGGGCAGAAGGAAAGCCAAGACUCAGAAAGAGGCAUCGGAACAAAUACGCAGUACACUAGUCCGUUCAGGGCGGCCGAUAGUUUAUACCUGUUCUGUUUAGAUGCACAAAGCGAUACUGCCGCGAUGACGGAACCAGGCACACAUGUUCUUGCUGAGCUCUGCGAUCGAAGAGUGCGUCGGCCGCCGAGGUUGCUCGAUUUCAAAGAGAAUUAG